CUUCCACUUCUUAACGAGCUCCCAAGUCGCAUCGCCUCUUCUUCUUCUUCACCUGCUCGCUGCAGCAGAAUCACACAGCCAGUUCCUCUCGACACAACCAGCUCUUCACCAUGUCGAACGGCACCGAGAAGCGAGCCCAGGCGGCGGCGGCGGCGGCGGCCCAGCAGCAGAGGCCCCCGGCGGUGUCCGCGGAGAUGCAGAAGGUGUUCUCCCGCUUCGACGCGGACGGCGACGGCCGGAUCUCCCCCUCGGAGCUGGCCGCGGUUUCGCGCGCCAUCUCCCCGCCGCCGAGCUCCUCGCACGGGGGCCGCGAGGUGGCCGCCAUGAUGGACGAGCUCGACACGGACCGCGACGGCUACGUGGACUUGGGCGAGUUCGCGGCGUUUCACGCGCGAUCCGCCGGCCGCGGGGACGACGGCGAGCUCGAGGCCGAGCUCCGCGCCGCCUUCGACGUCUACGACGUCGACGGGGACGGCCGCAUCACGACCGCCGAGCUCGGCAAGGUGCUCGCGCAGAUCGGGGAGGGCUGCAGCGCCGAGGAGUGCGAGCGGAUCAUCGCCAACGUCGACGUGGACGGCGACGGGUGCGUCGGGUUCGAGGAGUUCAAGACGAUGAUGGCACCCCAACCCCAAGGCAGCACCGCCGCCGACGCGCCCGGCGGCGGCCUCCCUGACAAGGCCAAGGAGUGAGUGACAGAUGUGAUCAGGGGGGAAGGGUCGGAGUGCCUCUAGGAUCAUUUUCACCUAGAGUAAAUGCUCCCUCGUGAUGUUACUAGAAAAGGCGCGCGACAUUGCCGCGCAAGGCCUGUGACGGGCCAAUUGCGAUUGAAAUUGUAAACGUUGUUUUUGAAAUAGGUUGUGCUUUCUGUUGGUUUUGAGUGAGGGAUCAUAUGAGUAUGAAAUCAUAUCUAGUAGCUUAGAUUUUACCACCCUCAAACCUGCAAUUUUCACUA
Panicum virgatum (switchgrass) is the source of this 952-nucleotide messenger RNA. RefSeq names its product probable calcium-binding protein CML16. The transcript has a single exon. NCBI's taxonomy places the organism in Eukaryota, Viridiplantae, Streptophyta, Magnoliopsida, Poales, Poaceae. The coding region runs from base 111 to 689 and encodes 192 amino acids. The record is from RefSeq and is a predicted model, not a curated record. Gene Ontology annotation, molecular function: calcium ion binding.